UCGGCUCGCGGGAGGCGCUGGGCGCCGGGGCUGGCGCGCUCUGCCGGGCGCACACACAUAUCCACGCACGCACGCCCAGAGCAGCUGUCUCCGCCGUGGCCGGCGCUCCUCUCGCCCAUGCGGACAGACAGAGCGCAGGAAGAUGGCUGACGACUCCUUCGGGCCCCGAGGAUGCAGCCCGGCGGCGGCGGGAGCGGGAGCGGCGGUACCGGCACCGGCAGCGGCAGCAGCAGGAGCGGCGGCGGCGGCGGCAGGAGCGGCGGCGGCCGCAUCCCCGAGACUCCCCGGGCUACCCUUCCCCGUGACGGCCACUGACGGUCUCCGCCGCUAGAAGAGACCCCGCUCCUCCUUCGCCUGUCUCCCUCCCCCCGCCCCCAACCCCUAAGCCCCGGACCCGCCAGCACCGCUACCUCUGCCAGCGUUGCCACCAUCAGCACCACCUCCACCUCCGCCACCGCCACUGCCACCGCCACCGCCACCACCACCACCGCCGGCGGCGGCAGCAGCCAUUUCAUCUCCACAGAAACCAGACACAAAAACAUGGCAGAAAUGGAGAAAGAAGGAAGACCUCCGGAAAAUAAAAGGAGCCGGAAACCGGCUCACCCCGUGAAGAGGGAGAUUAACGAGGAGAUGAAGAACUUUGCAGAAAACACCAUGAAUGAGCUCCUCGGCUGGUACGGCUACGACAAGGUUGAAUUAAAAGACGGUGAAGAUAUUGAAUUCAGAAGCUACACUACUGAUGGCGAGAGCCGGCAGCACAUUUCUGUUCUCAAAGAAAAUUCUUUGCCAAAACCAAAAUUACCCGAGGACAGUGUUAUUUCUUCCUACAAUAUGAGCACAGGCUAUUCAGGCCUUGCCACUGGGAAUGGGCUCAGUGACUCACCUGCAGGGUCAAAGGACCACAGCAAUGUGCCUAUUAUUGUACCUUUAAUCCCACCACCUUUCAUAAAGCCGCCGGCAGAAGAUGAUGUGUCAAAUGUACAAAUAAUGUGUGCCUGGUGCCAGAAAGUGGGAAUCAAGCGCUAUUCCCUGAGUAUGGGAAGCGAGCUGAAAAGCUUCUGCAGUGAGAAGUGUUUUGCGGCCUGCCGGAGAGCCUACUUCAAAAGAAACAAGGCUAGAGACGAAGAUGGACGUGCUGAAAGUUUUCCCCAGCAGCACUAUGCUAAGGAAACUCCAAGGCUUGCCUUCAAGAGUAACUGCGAACUACUUGUGUGUGACUGGUGUAAGCACAUAAGGCAUACAAAGGAGUACCUGGAUUUUGGGGACGGGGAAAGAAGGCUUCAGUUCUGCAGUGCAAAAUGUCUCAAUCAAUACAAAAUGGACAUUUUCUACAAAGAGACACAGGCCAAUCUUCCAGCUGGGCUGUGCAGCACAUUACACACUCACAUGGAAAGUAAAGCAGAAGGCACCGGGGUGCAGCUGCUCACUCCAGACUCUUGGAAUAUCCCGCUAACAGAUGCUCGGAGGAAGGCCCCCUCCCCCGUGGCUGCAGCUGGCCAAAGCCAGGGCCCUGGCCCAUCCUCGUCCACCACCGUCUCUCCAUCUGACACUGCCAACUGCUCUGUCACUAAAAUCCCCACGCCAGUGCCCAAGUCCCUCCCCAUCAGCGAGACUCCAAGCAUCCCUCCCGUCUCGGUCCAGCCACCCGCUAGCAUCGGACCUCCACUGGGCGUCCCGCCUCGCAGCCCUCCCAUGGUGAUGACUAACCGUGGUCCCGUGCCGCUGCCCAUCUUUAUGGAGCAGCAGAUCAUCCAGCAGAUCCGCCCGCCCUUCAUCCGCGGGCCCCCGCACCACGCCUCCAACCCUAAUAGCCCCUUGUCCAACCCCAUGCUCCCGGGCAUUGGACCCCCGCCCGGCGGCCCCAGGAACUUGGGCCCCACUUCCAGCCCCAUGCACCGACCCAUGCUGUCGCCCCACAUCCACCCCCCAAGUACCCCUACCAUGCCUGGGAAUCCCCCAGGGCUGCUGCCCCCGCCGCCCCCGGGCGCACCCUUGCCCAGCCUUCCCUUCCCUCCGGUUAGCAUGAUGCCAAACGGCCCGAUGCCGGUACCCCAGAUGAUGAACUUCGGGCUGCCUUCGCUUGCCCCGCUGGUGCCACCCCCCACGCUGCUCGUGCCGUACCCAGUGAUCGUGCCCCUGCCGGUGCCCAUCCCUAUCCCUAUCCCUAUUCCCCACGUCAACGAUUCCAAGCCCCCCAACGGAUUCUCCAGCAACGGCGAGAGCUUCGUUCCGAGCGCCCCGGGCGACUCGUCGGCGACAGGAGGCAAAGCCGGUGGACGAUCCUUGUCCCCCCGGGACUCCAAGCAGGGCUCGUCCAAGUCAGCCGACUCGCCGCCGGGAAGCUCCGGCCAGGCUCUGAGCUUAGCGCCAGUGGAACGCGGCCGUGGGGAGGUGGUGGACCUGACCCGGCGUGCCGGCAGCCCCGCGGGCGUGGGAGGCCAGCCCGGCUUCGCGGGCGCGCUGCACGGCCCACAGGACGGCGUCAUCGACCUAACCGUGGGCCACCGAGCCCGGCUGCACAACGUGAUCCACCGCGCGCUGCACGCUCACGUCAAGGCGGAGCGCGAGCCGGGCGCCGCGGAGCGCAGGACCUGCGGCGGCUGCAGGGACGGCCACUGCAGCCCUCCCGCCGCCGGCGACCCCGGUCCAGGCGCCCCCGCGGGCCCCGAGGCUGCCGCCGCCUGCAACGUCAUAGUGAAUGGCACCCGCAGCGCCCCGGCCGAGGCCAAAAGCGCAGAGCCGCCGCCCGAGCAACCGCCGCCCCCCGCACCUCCCAAAAAGCUGCUGUCGCCCGAGGAGCCCGCGGUGAACGAGCUGGAAUCGGUCAAAGAAAACAACUGCGCUUCCAACUGCCACCUGGAUGGGGAGGCGACCAAAAAGCUCAUAGGGGAGGAAGCCCUGGCGGGGGGCGACAAGUCGGACCCGAACCUCAAUAACCCCGCGGACGAGGACCACGCCUAUGCUCUGCGGAUGCUGCCCAAGACCGGCUGCGUGAUCCAGCCUGUGCCAAAACCCGCAGAGAAGGCUGCCAUGGCGCCGUGCGUCAUCUCCUCGCCUAUGCUCAGCGCCGGCCCCGAGGACCUGGAGCCGCCGCUCAAAAGGAGGUGCCUCCGAAUUAGAAACCAGAAUAAGUAAAAGGUUUGUAUGUCCACCUGGGCGCUCCUCCAAGAGCCAGUGGCCCUCGCCUUGCUUCUUAGAAGGCGGAGGCGAGACGAUGCCAUCACGAUUCUGUACCCUACCUCUUUCACCACCGUGCACUUUGUGUGGCCAGGUAUCAUGGACGUUUCGAUCCAACACCUGUGAUACCUGGCAGUAUUGUUUAGUACAUCACUAUUAGUUUACAGCCGAGAGGCAGCUAAGGCCCAAGAUCACCCAAGCCCUUGAACCUGAGUUCAAAACACACUGUCUUUUGUUGCACGUUAUUUUUCGUCUUUUCGGGUUCGCAUACCUAUUUACCCCUACUGGAAAGGGGAGUGUGGAAAGGAAGGUUACUUUGGGAAUCUUAAUGUUCAGUCAUGAGGUUGCAGGGCAGUAUUGAAAUGUCUGGGGACUCCAUCAGCUAGCUGGUCAGA
Molecule: messenger RNA, 3572 nt
Organism: Acomys russatus (golden spiny mouse)
Lineage: Eukaryota; Metazoa; Chordata; Mammalia; Rodentia; Muridae
Gene: Sobp
Product: sine oculis binding protein homolog
Exons: 6
Coding region: 541-3135 (864 amino acids)
Biological process (GO): animal organ development
Cellular component (GO): nucleus
Source: RefSeq, a predicted model, not a curated record